AGGCACUACAGAACUGAUGAGCAUAUAAGAAGGUGGAUCCGACGUAUUGCAGCACUUCCUCUAGUACCACCAGAGGAAGUAAGUAACGCCUACCUUUUGAUAAAACAGGAGGAUCCGUCCCAAUAUGUGCCUCAAGCAAUUGACAUGUACACGUAUUUGGAUAAGACAUACUUGAACGAGGUGGACGUCCUGUUUGAAAAAAAAAUUUGGAAUCAUUUCCAUAGUGGGAAUGAGAGAACCACAAAUCACGUGGAAGGGUGGCAUUCUAAAUUGAACAGAAGAACCCAAACCCACCACCUAGAUAUUUUUUCUAUGAUUACUUUACUGAAAGAAAUCCAGGUGGAAGAUCAAGGGAAGAGAAAUAUGCUUAUUGCAGGUCGAGCAACCCCCCAGAAGCAGCGAGCAGCAUACAAAAUACUAAAUGAACGACUCAGUGGUCUCAAAGAAGAGUUUACGAGAGGGACACGGACCCUGCCAGCUUAUAUAGAUGCUGUAUCACAUGUAACAACAUUGAAAGGUGUUGAAUGUUGAAUCUGCAUGGAAAUUUUUGUACAUAUAUAUAUAUAUAUAAAUUAAAUGAAAAUAUAGAUUUUAAAUGAUUUUUUUUAUGUUUUGUUGAAACUAAAUGAACUUUUU
Messenger RNA from Parasteatoda tepidariorum (common house spider), 636 nucleotides. The record is from RefSeq and is a predicted model, not a curated record. Lineage: Eukaryota; Metazoa; Arthropoda; Arachnida; Araneae; Theridiidae.